Molecule: messenger RNA, 1686 nt
Organism: Teleopsis dalmanni
Lineage: Eukaryota; Metazoa; Arthropoda; Insecta; Diptera; Diopsidae
Gene: nanos
Product: protein nanos
Exons: 4
Coding region: 270-1463 (397 amino acids)
Biological process (GO): oogenesis; negative regulation of translation
Cellular component (GO): perinuclear region of cytoplasm
Molecular function (GO): zinc ion binding; mRNA binding
Source: RefSeq, a predicted model, not a curated record
UUUAAGAUGGCCGGCAUUAGUUAAAAAGUUAGAGCCUUCUUAUGGAAGCGGACUUAGAGUUUAUAUAAAAUUCGUAUAAAGUUUACCACUGUGACUUGAAAAACCUCAUUGAAAUACCAUAGCUUUUACAAAAUUAAAAUUAACAAUUAUAAAAAAACAAUAAAAGUAGAAACGAAGUGAAAUAAUUAUUUCGUUGUAAUAAAUUUACAACAUAAAACGUAACGGAAUUUUGGUUUUUUAUAAUUUGCAAAGGCAGCAACGUUUUCAAGAUGUACCGCAAUAAUACUGAUAUACCAGAUGGUGCACUUCGCCACCAAUUAUAUGGAUUUAACGAUGUGGAAUUAAAUGAUAUGCGUAAUACAUUUACGGAUGCCACAAACCCAUUUCCAUCACCGGAAUUAUCACCAACAUCGCCAAAUGCACCAUUUCAGUUUUUCUCUUCGAAUGUCAUCGGUAUGCCAUUCGGUACAUCUGAUGCCUAUAAUCAAAAUCAAGUGGGACUUGGCAGAUCGACAAUUAGCGAAACAGAUUCAAGUUCUUCAUUAUCGAGUUAUUCUAGCAACCAACAUUUCAAUCGCUUCUUGUCUCAACAAUCGGAAAUGAGCGCUUCACAACAACAACAGCCACAGCAACGUUUGCAACAACAGCUAAAUUUAACUGGCGCAUUCGCUCAGCCACAAAUAUCGGUUAGUCCAACCACUGGCAAUCAUCAGCAACAGAAAGAUGACAUAUCCAAAUCUCUUCAAAUGUUUGCAUAUAAAAUGGCAUGCAAGUCAGAACAAGAACAAAUUCAACAGCAAACACCUAAGGCAAAUGACUUAAUGCAAGAUUUCUCCUACAAUGGUUUUACUACCGAUGAUUGUUUCCAAUAUCAAUAUCAAUACCCAACAAUGCAUCCAACAGAGGAUGCUAAUAAGAACAUUGGAUUUGAUGUCAUUAAUAGUAAUUAUUCGUAUGGGAUCUCUGAGGCGCACAGCAACAUCUGGAAAAUGAAACCAACUCAACAGUUAACGAAGUCUAAUGUUCAGGCAUCUAACUUUCAGCCAGCUAAAGAACCGCGUGCUAUAAGUAUUGGAGUUGCUGCUGCGUCUAUGUCGAAUUCCGUUGGUGUUGCUCCAAUCAAAAAGGUUGAUAAUAGUAACAAUUAUAACAAGAGAAUACAAAAACGAUUCAACGCUGCUAAACAUUCUGUAAAUUCGGUAAUUAAGCAUUGCGUUUUCUGCGAAAAUAACAAUGAACCAGAAGCAGUUGUGAAAAGCCAUGCCGUGCGCGAUUCACUUGGUAGGGUUCUUUGUCCAAAAUUGCGUACAUAUAUUUGUCCAAUAUGUAAGGCAUCAGGUGAUGAGGCACACACAGUUAAGUACUGCCCACAAAAACCAAUAGUCACCAUGGACGACGCUAUUAAGGCACAAGCGUUCCGUUUGGCUAAAGGAGGCUUUUACAAACAACAGAUGAAGGUUUAAAUAAGGAAUGAAAAAUAUCCUCAAAUCAAAUAUAUGUACAUAAAAAACAAAACUAUCUCAAAAACAAUUAGUUUUGCACUUAAUGUGCAUUCGUUAUUUUUUUUUUUUUUAAAUGUACAAAAGUACAUUACGUUCAAGAAAACACAUUUUAUACCUUUUAUCACUAAAUUAAUUCAAUUAAUUUAACAGGAUUAUUCUUGAUCAAAGCAAAGCAUUUUUAUUU